AUGUCAGUGAUAACAUCGGAGAUAAGUCAGAUAGACACGGUCAAAGUAGAUGCAAGAUGGGUCGAUGAAUUACUUGUAGCGAGAGAGGGCGACGACCUUCCCGAACGUGCGCGUGCGAAAAUACAAGCUCAGAGGAGUGCUUUGAGGUAUACGAGGGUGGAAACACUAAGGAAAACGAGGAGCACGAAAAUCACACCAGGAAGACGCAAAGAAGACUUGCAUGAGCUGCACAACGAGAUACUCACAUCAAAUUUAUCCUUACCAGUUGUCAUCGGUCCUACCUCUUUCCAUUGUUCUUCAUCUAUGUCAAUCUCUGACGAUUCCAGUCUCGUAUACGGCGGGGGAGGAUUGGACAUGGCAGUCAAGGAAGAAGUAUGUUGGCCAUCGAUAGCGGUUUUUGAGAGGCAAGGCAAGGCAUAUGAUUUAUCCGAACAUGAUGUAAAGAGAAUAUGA
Molecule: messenger RNA, 453 nt
Organism: Kwoniella mangroviensis CBS 8507
Lineage: Eukaryota; Fungi; Basidiomycota; Tremellomycetes; Tremellales; Cryptococcaceae
Exons: 2
Coding region: 1-453 (150 amino acids)
Source: RefSeq, a predicted model, not a curated record